AGUUCCCAGAGUUCCUAUUGGGUCAACGCGGGAAGCUCCAAGAUGGCGGCAGUGGCGACCUGCGGCACCGGCGCUGGGAGUACUGGAUCUAUGGUGGCGGCAGGCAGCAAGAACAACGUCACCAGUUUCCAGAGGAGGGGUCCUAGAGCCAGCGGUUCUGACAGCAGCUAUUCUCGACUGGUGUCCAUCGCGGGCACACGACCGUCGGUACGGAAUGGACAGCUGCUGGUAUCAACUGGGCUCCCAGCCCUGGACCAGCUCUUAGGUGGAGGUUUGGCCGUCGGAACAGUUCUUCUAAUUGAAGAGGAUAAAUAUAAUAUUUAUUCUUCUUUGCUCUUCAAGUAUUUCCUGGCAGAAGGAAUCAUCAAUGGGCAUACUUUGUUGGUUGCAUCUGCAAAAGAAGACCCAGCUGAUAUUUUACAGGAACUUCCUGCACCAUUACUUGAUGAUAAUGUUAAAAAAGAUUUUGAUGAAGACGCAUGUAAUCAUAAAACAGCAGAAUCUAACAUUAAAAUGAAAAUAGCUUGGCGUUACCAGUUAUUACCCAAGAUGGAGGCUGGACCAGUAUCAUCUUCAAGAUUUGGUCACUGUUAUGAUGCAUCAAAAAAGAUGCCACAAGAACUAAUUGAGGCUUCAAAAUGGCAUGGAUUUUUUUUCCCAGAAAAAUCAUCUUCAACUCUUAAUAUAGAGCCAUGUUCUUUGACCCAUGGCUACAUAAAGCUGCUUCAGUUUAUCCAGAACAUCAUAUAUGAGGAAGGAUUUGAUGGAUCCAAUCCCCAGGUAAAAAAACAGAAAAACAUUUUAAGAAUAGGAAUCCAGAAUCUUGGUUCACCUUUGUGGGGGGAUGACAUCUGCUGUACGGAAAAUGGCAACAGUCACAGUCUUACGAAGUUCCUGUAUGUCCUCCGUGGUCUUCUGCGAACCUCUCUUUCAGCUUGUAUGAUCACAAUGCCAACACAUCUUAUCCAGAAUAAAGCAAUUAUUUCCCGUGUUACAAACUUGUCAGAUACAGUAGUUGGUCUGGAAUCAUUUAUUGGUUCUGAGAGAGAAACCAACCCAUUAUAUAAGGAUUAUCAUGGUUUGAUUCAUAUUCGGCAAAUUCCUCGGCUUAAUAACUUGAUUUAUGAUGUAUCCGAUGUCAAAGACUUAGCUUUUAAAUUAAAAAGGAAGCUAUUCACCAUUGAGGGCCACAGUAGAGGGCAAUGUCUUCUCGUUGCUGUGACGCCAGCACAGUGACCGAGACCUGCUGGCUAAGUCUCAUAUUCUGUUGUUGUCGCUUAUGAUCAUGUGUAGUUCAUUACAUAUGUAGAGUUGUUUCCUUGCCUUAAUAAACGCGCUUGUUUUUAUCGUGUUGAGCCACAUGUACUUUUAUGAGCCAUCUCAACAUCUUUUUUUGGAGCAAGAAAUGUGAAUAUAUUAAUGUACUUGAUAUUUCAGAGAACACUUGUACAUCUCAUUUGAUCCUGACGACAGUCUCAUGAGGGGAGAAUUAUCCCCCUGUGAUAAAGGAGGACACUGAGACAGGGGUGAACUGACUCGUCCAAGGUCACACUGAGAGUGAGUGACAGAGGGACAUACCACACUUUCACUGGCUGCCUCUGUUAAGUGACCAGGGUAGAGCCUCUGUGUUCUAAAGUGUUUACAAGGUUUCUUUUAAAUCGGCUAUGAGAGCACCUGGCUGGCUUAGUCGGCAGAGCAGGAUCUCAGGGCCGUAAAUUCGAGCCCCACACUGAGUGUA
Molecule: messenger RNA, 1738 nt
Organism: Leopardus geoffroyi (Geoffroy's cat)
Lineage: Eukaryota; Metazoa; Chordata; Mammalia; Carnivora; Felidae
Gene: ELP4
Product: elongator acetyltransferase complex subunit 4
Exons: 10
Coding region: 43-1236 (397 amino acids)
Biological process (GO): tRNA wobble uridine modification
Cellular component (GO): elongator holoenzyme complex; cytoplasm; transcription elongation factor complex
Source: RefSeq, a predicted model, not a curated record